AUGGAGGAGACAUAUUUAGGGUUGUCCAGGAGUAAGACACUGACGAUUCAUAACGGAAGCGAUUACAUUGUCACGUACAAGUGGAUGCUUCUCAAGGACAUCGAUGCUGACGAGCAACGGAAGGAAGAAUACAGAAACUUGUUUCAUUUGGUGUACAAAACGGAGCUGAUUCGUUGCACCGAUCUUGUUCAUUACAACGUGUGCCUGCCCGACAUUCAUCAGCUGGUCUAUCAACGGAUCUACGCGGACGAGAUCGAGUCACUGAAGAAGGAAACGUUCCAAUAUUCUCACAUAUCCUUCAAGCUCACGCCAGAGAUAGUAGUCGCUAACAAAGGCCACAUUCCUGGCACGCUGAUCUACAAGCCGAAACCAACCGAUUUCGGCGGUUCGAUCGAAAUCACACCGUCCACUCUAUCCUUGGGUCCAGACGAGCACACAGCUAUCAUCCUGAGAUUCACCUCGAAUCGUAAGGGUGAUUUCGUCGAAAGGUUGGAUUUCAUUGUUAAAGAGAGCCUCGAGGUGCACAGCUUGCAUAUCAAGGGUUCCAUCGUGUUCCCGAAGUUGUACUUCGACAAGGAAAGUCUUGAGUUUUGUAACACCCCUUUAGGUUUCAGCAGAAAACACGAGGUUUCUCUUAACAAUCUGUCGCCAGUUCCCGUGUCAUUUAGCGCGACUAUAGCCAACGACGGGCAUCAAACGUGUCUGACACAAGAAGAGUUCGCGAAAGCACUAACAAAGCCCAGUUUCCCUUCGGAUCCUCGAGAAUUCAUUGUCACCCCUCAGUCGGGGGUGGUUCCCGCCGGUAGCUCCCUCAAACUGAAAGUCGUUUACACCGCAAACAUCGUCCGCGAAGGUCACACGAAGAUGGAAAUCGAUUUGUGGGACUCGGAUUCGGAUGCGCUGGCGUUGCCGAUCACGUUUAGUGGCGCUGUGACUUCUCUGACGAUCGUUCCGAAGGAGAUCACCAAUCGAUUUUGCUUUCUGAAUCAGCCGACCACGGAAACGUUCAACAUAGUGAACGCGUCAGACCUGGACGGAUAUUUCUACUUGCUGCCUCAGCGAGUUUCGGACGAUCCUCCAGUGAUAUAUUCUCUGUCAACGAACCAGGGCAUCGUCAAAGCUCAUCAGACAAAAACCGUCAGCGUGACGGUGAUCGCGAGGAUCCUGGGACAGCAAACAGUGACUAUUAAGGUUAAAUGUAGUUUGCAAACGGGUAGAUUUGAUUUGCAAAAAGUUGAAUUUGGAAUAGAAAAACAGAAUGUAUGGUUCAUCGCCCUCAGUAUGUUAACAAUGGGAGAGAAUUCUACGAACGUGGCUUGCACGAUCAACUACGUGGGCCAAGGACCCCUCGUCUCUACAGAACCGACAGCUUUGAAUUUGGGCGAAGUUCCAGUUCUUCAAGAUAAAACGACGAACUUCUUGGUUAUCAACGAUUCACCGAUACCGGCUCAGUUCUCAGUAUCCACGCACAAGAAAGAUUUACUGUGGACUGUAAAUCCGCAUAGUGGCUGCCUCGAGCCAAACGAAUCGAUCAAGAUCGACGUGACGCUGCGUCUCCAUGACGUCGGUAAAUUCUUCGACAGAAUCGUGCUGGUCUUUGUAAACAGCCAAAUGGUCAGCGUCGAACUGAGAGCGAUCGGAAUCGGUUGCAGUGUCGUUUUUGAGCCGGAAAUAUUUCCCGUCUUCGAUUGGGGCUUUCUGCUCAGUCACCAAACAAUUCAUCGAACCAUAACGCUGACAAAUUACAGUAGUAACGCGUAUCAGAUUAUCUGGUCGAAUAAGCCAGAGAUACAAUUCAAUCGAGGUCAACUGAUAGGACCCGAAACCUCGAAGUUUCAAGUGAAACCUUCUGUACUCGAAAUUCCAUCUGAAGGAAAAACGGUUGUGCAAUGCGAAUUAUUUUGGAAAGAGAACGAGUGUUUAAUGGAGAACUGGUACGUGUUCGGUAAACCUUCGACGAGCUCGAAACGCGAACUGAUCGGUACGUCGCUUUUCAAGUGCACCCUAACGGAGCCUCAAAUAUUCUUCGACAAAAAGGAACUACUGUUUCGCGUCGACAUCUCGACAGACGAUAACAAAUUCCAUCAGACAGAAGAAUUGCUGGUAACGAAUCGCUCGAAGUUGGACGUGCACGCGAGACUCUCGAUCAAACCGCCGUUUCACAUACUGAACGACGAAAAGGUGUACGUACAGAGCAUGAGAACCGUUUUGAUCGACGGCGAUGCCACCAAGAUCCAUCUGUUCUUUUCGUUCGACAGCAACAACCUCUAUUCGCGAAAUUACACAGAGGCGCUUCGAUUCGAAUACGACGAGCAUCCUAAUCAGGACAAAAUCGCGUGCAAGGGAUUCGUUAACUUUCCCAAUCUGGUUUUGGAGCCGGCGAAUUUCACUGUUAAUUGCCAACUUGGCUCGAGUGCCGAGAAAAUAUUGACGUUGACCAAUGAUGGCCCCGUAUCGGUCGUGUACAAAUUCCUGUGGAUGGAGGACUCCAUCGAUGUGGAACGCGACACGCAUACCUAUCACGAAUGCACGAUGCGCACACAAGAAGCAACGAAAUUAUUAACUCCAGACGCCCCUGUGUCAGCUGUAACAAAUGAAGAUACUUCCAUAAGCGACAGGCAAAAUGGAGGCGGAGACGGGAUGAUUCGAUCGAUACCACCGCCAACAAAUUCACCUGUUUCAGAGACGCACGCGCAGAAACUGGAUAAUACGGACGAUAAUAAUACGGAUGAGAACAAUUGCACAGUGUCCGAUAACGAAUUAAGGGAAUUCUUACUGCCUAUGGUUGGGAAAUACUUUAAACAAGACGUGGGUCUUACUGCUUUCGAACUAUUGACGGACGAACCUCCGAAAACACAUUUUAUAAACACCGUACUAGAAAUCAUUCCGCGCGAAGGAAUCGUACCGCCGUAUACAGUGCAACACGUCCACGUGGGAUUCCACGGUUUUAAACGAUUUCAAAUGAAAGCUACGGCGAUCUGUCAAAUUUCACAGGGUCCCACCGAACAAGUGCAGAUAUUCGCUCGAUCGGACGAAAUUCAAUUCUUGAUAAACACUGAAAAAAUCGAUUUUGGCGAACAGGUAUUUUUGGAAUCCAAUCACAAGAUGCUGAUAUUAAAGAACAACAGCAGAACAGCGUUCGACUAUAAAAUAACCGGCUUGGAUUCCGCCUAUGACAAAAGGAUCGAUAGAUUCAAUAUAAAUCCGCUCAUAGUCGAGCCGCACGUGGGAUCCGUAGAACCUCAUUCGUUCGUAGAAUUUCAUUUGGAGCAUCGUACCACGAUUCUAGGUCCAAUCGAUCAUCGGUUUCAGUUGGAGAUCGGUCAUUUAAUGCCCCUAACGAUAACUGUGAACGCGUUCGGAUCAUUUCCGCAAGUGUUCCCGUGUAUUCCACAGAGAAAUCUCCACGAGGAGCGUACGAUCGAAGUGGAAUACAUUGCGAUACAAUCGUUGAACGACGAAUAUCUUAUAAACAAGCUGAACGUGACAACGAACGAUUGGCCGGAAUGUAAUCUCGUCGAGGAGCAAAGCAAUUUGCCCGAGGAUCUUGUCGAAAUUUUGAUCGGCGAGGAAUGGAGCGUCGUUUCGUACGAGGAAAUAUUCCCUCGCGUCGUGGACAUAGAAAUGGCGGUGGAGAGACAUUUGGCAAGGGAACUCGUCGACGGGAAUUCAUACAUCUUAAUACAGUACGCCGCCAGGCGCAAGAACGAGCCGAUUCCUCAUCUCUUUUCGUCCGUGUACGUUAUCGACAUGCAUCACGUGAUCGUCGAACAAGUCACAGAAUAUUCGACCAGAAUUAUCAAUUACGGCCCGUGGAACGUGAACAUGCGAAUGCAAAAAUCUCAGGAAAAUAAUCAUAUCGAGAAAACAGACAUCGUGGUACAAUUAAAGAAACAACCGAACUUGAUGGUCGGCGACUCCGCCAUCCUUCGAGUAACUUGGCAUCCCACCAGAGAGAAGUACGGAGAAAGAUGUACGCGUGUGAUACACACAGUUUAUAUCGAGGUGAUCAGAGGGUGCACCAUUCCGAUAACCAUCAAAGGAACGGUAACGUAUCCUUAUGUAACGGUGAACACAAAAUUUCUAGACUUCCAAAAAGUCCUCGUGGGCGAAUGCUUAGUCAUGUGUGUCCAGAUAACAAACGAGUAA
This is a messenger RNA of Dufourea novaeangliae, 4149 nucleotides long. Its product is annotated as hydrocephalus-inducing protein-like. Gene Ontology annotation, biological process: cilium movement; axonemal central apparatus assembly. Gene Ontology annotation, cellular component: axoneme. Lineage: Eukaryota; Metazoa; Arthropoda; Insecta; Hymenoptera; Halictidae. The record is from RefSeq and is a predicted model, not a curated record. The coding region runs from base 1 to 4149 and encodes 1382 amino acids. The transcript is spliced from 23 exons.